GUGGUGGCGGAAGCGGCGACUCAGUGAGCGUCGCGGAAGGUAGUAGACCCGUCCAGUGACUCCGGUUUUUCCGUUUCUUUCUUUUUCGAGAAGCGGCGCGCCGCCUUGUCCACAAAAGUCCGCACGGACGCGCGCUUCGGAGGCAGAUGCUGCACUGAGCUUGCCUGAAGAACAACAAAGAUCUCCACACCGUUGCAACUUUCUCCGAGAGAGAGAAAUACACACUCUCUCGACAGCCCUCGGCGCUGCUCGCUUACUUCACGACCAUUCGAAGGACAAGCAUCGCUCAGAAGCUGUGAAGAAUGAGGGCCACCAUGCUGUUGGUGGGCUUUAUGUUAGCCUCCUUGGCAGCCAUCAGUGCUCAAGAAGCAAGUGACGACGUUGUUCAGACCAUCACUGGUGCUGUGCGGGGUGUCGAUGUUCCCACGACGACAGGGUCAGUGCGUGCCUACCUAGGCGUUCCCUUCGCGGAGCCCCCGGUUGGAGAGCUUCGCUUCAAAAAACCAGUGCCGAAGAUGCCAUGGAAGGGCGUUUACAACGCUACCUCGCAGCCACCACUUUGCCCUCAGAUGCCCGUUCGAAUCAACAAUUUCUUUCUUAUUAGGGCCUCGGAUCCUGUGUCCGAAGAUUGCCUAUACGUGAACGUGUUCGUUCCGACCAGGAACGACUCCAGCUUGCUACCCGUGAUCGUCUACCUGCCAGGUGGUGGCUUCUCCUACGGCGGCAUCUCUAUCGGAGCCAUGGACACAUCUGAGCUGGCAGUGAGAGGCAACGUCAUCACGGUCGCCGUCGGUUACAGGUUGGGCGCCUUCGGAUUUCUCUACAUGGAUAUCGAAGACGCUCCGGGAAACAUGGGGCUCUACGACCAGCUUCUAGCACUCAAGUGGGUUAGGAACAACAUACGCGCAUUCGGUGGUGACCCCUCCAGGGUGACGCUGAUGGGCGAAAGUGCCGGCUCCAUUGCAGUUGGCAUGCAGUUGAUAUCGCCCAAGAGCAAGGGCCUGUUCAAGCGUGCCGUAAUGCAGAGCGGCAGCCCAUUCACCGCCGCUGUGGUGAGUGAUCAGAAGCAGGGGCUUUUCAGAGCUUACCUGCUUAGCAGAGCGCUAGGUUGCGAUGGAGGUGAGGCCAAGAACAACGCUGAAGACGUUGUCAAGUGUCUCAAGUCCAAGCCUUUCAUGGACAUCUUGAACGCCACAGAGAGCUUCAACGCCGGUGGCUUGGACUCGUUCUUCCCCGUUUUCGGCGAGGAGAUGCUGCCCGAAAAACCUGCGACCGCACUGAAACGUGGAAUCGUCAACGCCGACGAGCUCCUGGCCGGCAUCUGCGAAUCAGAAGGCGACCUUUUUCUCUACUUCCUGUUCAACAAGCUUCGCGACAUGAACUCCAUCGAAGACGUGAUGAGCGGAGAGAUGAUAUUUCUCAUCAAAGCUCUCAUCACCUCGACCAUGGAGGUCGACCCGGAUCCUAUCAUCAAGUACUACUUCAACGGCGUGAAUGUUACCCAAGGAAGAGAGCCCGUCUAUAUUGGUUCCUCACUAAUCGGAGACAUGCAGUUCGGGUGUCCGACGCUGGGUUUCGCGAAGAGGUUCCUCCGCACAGAUAGGUCGGUUUACAUGUACCAAUGGUCGCAGCAGGCUUCCUUCGUUGACUGGCCGGAGUGGACGCGACCAACGCACGGAGACGACAUCUUCUUCAGCCUUGGCUCCGGUCUCAAAUUGGCUAAGAACGCCACCAGAGAUGACAUCAAGGCCACAGAAAACUUCAUACACAUAUUGUCCACCUUCAGUCACACAGGAGUGCCAAAAGUUCUCGACAACACCAGCUGGCCGAAAUUCAAUGACGAAGAGCAGUACCUAGACCUUCGGCGGGAGGGAAACGUGGUCAAGAAGCGUUUGCUUCAGCCUGCAUGUGAAUUUUGGGGCAAGCAAAGCAGACGGUCGUGCAAGAAACGACUAGCUGCGGGCCUGGAUACAAUGACGUACUGCUGACUGCAGCGCUGACCUACAUUUAUAUGAUCUCUUUUUACAUCAAGUGUCAUAAUAAACUCCUGAGGCUGGUCCUCCAUGAG
Messenger RNA from Dermacentor andersoni, 2068 nucleotides. RefSeq names its product acetylcholinesterase-like. Gene Ontology annotation, biological process: choline metabolic process; acetylcholine catabolic process. The record is from RefSeq and is a predicted model, not a curated record. Gene Ontology annotation, molecular function: acetylcholinesterase activity. Gene Ontology annotation, cellular component: plasma membrane. Lineage: Eukaryota; Metazoa; Arthropoda; Arachnida; Ixodida; Ixodidae.